Messenger RNA from Anoplophora glabripennis (Asian longhorned beetle), 2438 nucleotides. RefSeq names its product dnaJ homolog subfamily C member 16 (gene l(3)80Fg). Lineage: Eukaryota; Metazoa; Arthropoda; Insecta; Coleoptera; Cerambycidae. The coding region runs from base 109 to 2415 and encodes 768 amino acids. The transcript is spliced from 11 exons. The record is from RefSeq and is a predicted model, not a curated record.
UUGACAGAUGACACAUAUUUUCUUGGUAUAAUAAUCAAUAUUUCCUCAUGGUUUUUUCGCAUACAUUUUGAUAAUUGUAGUUUAAGUUAAAAACUGUGUAUGUGUUGAAUGAAAAUGAGAUGGAUGCCACAACUUUGGCUUUGUCAAAGUUAUAUUUUAAUUUACAUAUUAUGGGGUGUGUUAGCCGAGUUAGGUAACCCCUACAAUAUUCUUGGGGUGAAUAGGAAAGCUUCUCAACAAGAAAUAAGAAAAGCAUAUAAACAACUCGCCAAAGAAUGGCAUCCUGAUAAAACAAGUGAUGAAAAUGCUCCCGAACGUUUUGUAGAAAUUAGUCAAGCAUAUGAACUGCUCUCAGAUCCUGAAAGGAGGAAAAGAUAUGAUGAUAAAGGAAUUACUGAAGAUGAUUUUUAUAAUAAACCUGAACAUCCCCCUUUCCACACUGGCAACCCAUUUGAAGAUCUCUUUGCUAACCAUGGAGCACAUUUCAAUUUUCAAGAAAAUGAUAUAACCUUUUUUCAUAAGUUAUCAGUUACUACAAGGCAAUAUGAUAAACUUAUUGUACCAAAAAGUGAGAAAAUGCCUCAUUUGAUAUUUUUUUACACUGAUUGGUGUUUUCCGUGUCUACAAACUGCUCCAUACUGCCGUAAACUAAUAGAUUACCUGGAACCGCUGGGGGUAAAUUUUAUAACUGUACACUCAGGAAGGGAGCCAAAUUUAGGCAGAAGGCUUAGUAUUCAUACAAUACCAUGUUUAGUACUUUUAUUGGAUGGAAAUGUAUAUGUUUACAAAGAAACUAUUACAAGUGUUCAAAAAAUUAUAGAGUUCAUUAGAAAUAAAUUACCAUACAAAUUGGUAUCAAGAAUUAAUAUAGGUGAUGAAGAUAAUUUCUUAAAUGGAUGGGAAGAUAAUAGAGUAAGAGCUCUAAUUUUUGAACCUCGAGAAAAUGUUAGAUUACGCUAUCUAGUCGCUGCCUACCAUUUCCGUCAUAGAGUUGCUUUUGGUUUUGUAGAUUCCGAUGAAAUUCGUGAUAGAUAUCAAGUACCUCAUGACAUGGAUAGUGUUUUGUUGUUUAAUGAAAAUACCUCUUCUCCAAUGGCUAGCGUUACAAUGAAGGAUAUACCAACAUCGACAUUACAUCACAUAAUAUCAUCAAAUCAAUAUCUCGCACUUCCUCGGUUAUCAUCACAGACAGUUUUGGAGUCUCUGUGCCCAUGCGAAUGGAAUAAACCAAAGAAAAAAUUAUGUGUAGUUCUUGUUACUGAAGCAUCUCGCAGCCAUGACAUUCACAGGCAGUUGUUUAGAUUAUAUGCUCAGAAUUCACCAUAUAGAUCUGAAAAAGUGAGAUUUGCAUAUAUUUACCAUGAUAAACAGACUGAAUUUGUUAACUCGUUAAUUCCAGAAGGAGAACUGAUCGAACCGUUACUUAGAAUAGUAAUAUUGUGGAGGAAAGAUACUUCUCACGUAAAGUAUGAGUGGCUUAGUUCUAAGUGGGAAAUUGAGAAUAACUUGAAUGAUACUACUUCAUUACUAGAGAAUACAAUAAGUCGACUUUUGAGAUCCAGUGAAAAAUUAACAUAUGAGGCAUUGGUCAAGGACUUAUUUGAUGAACAUGCAAAAGGCAUGUUUGGACAAGUCUUUACCAAAGUUAUGAACUUUGCUGAAGCAACUUAUGAUGGACUUAGUAAAGAUCAAAUUUUACCUGCAGUUUCUGUCCUGGGGACAAUAUUGUUCAUAUUAGCUAUUGGUUAUUUUAUGGCUUAUCUUGUACGUCUAGAAGAAGAGAAUAUUCAAAAACAGAAAGCCAAAGCUAAAUCGGGCAAUAAUAAUAAUGAUACUUUAAAGUCUAGUUAUCAACCCGAAUUGCGUUUACACGAAUUGAGAUCUGAAACAUACAAUGCAUUGGUAAGGUUACUUAAACCUGGAUGCCGAACAAUUGUUUUAAUUCUCGAUAUGCAAUCGAGGCAGCAAUUAAUUCCUCCAUUCCAUAAAGCUGUUUGGCCAUAUCGAAGGAACAAAACUUUAAUGUUUUCUUUUAUGUACAUUGAACGGAGCAUUGGUUGGUACAAGGAACUUCUACAGUUAUCGCUACCGGAGGAAAGAGAAUUGAAUAUAAAUCCGCGGAAUUGUGUUGGAACAGUAUUAGCGCUUAAUGGGCACAGGAAAUAUUUCUGUAUGUUUCACGCUAAGCAUAUGGAAAAAAAGAGAAAGGGUGCUAAUAAAUUGAAGAAUCCCGAAGAUAAAGACUGUGAAAGUGGAGCUUUUAUUGGUUUUAAUUCUGACAGCUCAGAAUCCGAUGAGGACAUAUUGCUACAAGGAACCUUAUUAGAUGGGUUACCCAAUUGGUUGGAUCGAUUAUUUGAGGGAUCCACACAACGUUACCAUAUUAAUUAUUGGCCAGAGUUUCCAAUUAAAUAACCUCAUAAAUAUAUUUAUUUGAC